This is a messenger RNA of Rotaria sp. Silwood2, 1128 nucleotides long. Lineage: Eukaryota; Metazoa; Rotifera; Eurotatoria; Philodinida; Philodinidae. The record is from the annotation of a GenBank genome assembly.
AUGCUUAAUGGAAUUAUUUUAUUUCUAGUUGUUUCGAACAUUGAAGAUGAUGAUGAAGAUAAUACAUUAGACGGAUCAACAGAAAAUCCAAAUCAUGAAUUACCAAACAAUGAUUUAUCAAACAAUACAAAAUCACGUGAAAUCAAUUAUUCUGGUUCGAAUGAUUCGGCUGAUUGUUCAUCAUCAAAUGUUUCAUUAACAACGUCUUCAUAUAGUCCACACGUCUCAUCAACACCAAAUAAUACUGAAAAACGUCUUGAAUUGAAUAAGUCGAUUUUAUUGCCUAACAAAAAUCAAUCCGAUCAAUCUUUAACUAACAAAAGGUCUAGUGAAAUGAUUGGUGAGAAUAAUUGUGAUCGUUUAUCAUCUUCUUCUAAACAUAUGGACCAAAAUACACUUGCAGCAUCACAACAGAUUCAUAAAACACCUGUAUCGACUAAUAGAAGUUCAAAAAAAAAUCUAGCAUCAAAUCAAAACUCUAAUAUCUUGCCUCAAACAACGUCAAAGACAAAAGUGCCAUAUGUAUCUCAAAGUACAAUUACAUUUGAAACGUCGACAACAACGAAUCAACACAUGGAUUAUAACUCGAAUCAGUGUAGCAACAAUGCUACUAUCGAUCGAUCACUCAUAUGUACUUCUACUAUAAAUAUUCCAUCGACUAUGAGUCGAUCAUCAACAAAUAACAAAUCUCAAUGGAAUCCGAUAGAUAUAAAAAACACUAUGGAAUAUCGAGAUUUAGAAAAGAAAAACAAAGAUUUGUCAAAUAAAAUUGAAAAUUUGAAAGAUGCUCUUUCAAAAGAACGGAAGGAGCGGAAAAAAAUGAAUCAAACACAUAUAUUGAGACCUCGUGCAUCAUUUUGGAGCGAAUUAUCGAUUUUUAUGGAGUCUCAUGGUGAUUCAUAUCAAGGUGAUGGUCGUACUAUUCAUCAAAUAGGACGCGCACUUGGUUUAACUGACCAUAUGAUUCAAUAUGUUCAACGUGAUACCGACAAGCCCGACAAAGUUGCUAUGAACAUAUGGAGAAAGUUAUGCCCAACAAUUGAUGAUAAAGUGUUUGUGCAAUCGAUAAAGAAAGUUCCAAUAUCUACACUUCAUAAUAUAUACGGUAAAUUCUUUUUAGUUUCUUAA